CAAGCCAACGAUGACGACAAGACCUAUUACGUCAUCGAGAAGGAGCCCUUGGUCAACACCUACAUCUCGGUCCCCAAGGAGAACAGCACCCUCAACUGCGCCGCCUUCACCGCCGGCUUGGUGGAGGCCGUCCUGACCGCCAGCGGCUUCCCCGCCAAGGUCACCGCUCACUGGCACAAAGGCACCACCCUCAUGAUCAAGUUCGAGGAGGCCGUCAUCGCCCGGGACAAGAGCCUGGAGGGGCGCUGA
Messenger RNA from Nipponia nippon (crested ibis), 249 nucleotides. The record is from RefSeq and is a predicted model, not a curated record. NCBI's taxonomy places the organism in Eukaryota, Metazoa, Chordata, Aves, Pelecaniformes, Threskiornithidae.